This is a messenger RNA of Mycena citricolor, 6834 nucleotides long. The record is from the annotation of a GenBank genome assembly. Lineage: Eukaryota; Fungi; Basidiomycota; Agaricomycetes; Agaricales; Mycenaceae.
CCGGCGGGUUCGUGCUGGCGCAGUUGCAUUUGGGGAGCUUGCACUUGGAUGCGUCGCAGUUGUAUCCGGCCGCAGCGGCGCUAGAGGUCGCUCCGCUCAAACUGCCGUCAUCCUGAGCCCACGCGAGGAGCGGGCCCAAAAGCAUAAGGAGGACGUGAGGUAACAUGAUGAUGAUGGACGGGAUUCCCGCCGCUGAGUUGGACGAAGAGAGGAAAAGGCCGCGACGGCUUGCGCACGUAGCGUGGCGGGGAGUGGGUCGAGUGAGGGAGGUCGGAAGAAAAGGGCGGAGUAAGGAAGGUACGAAACGAUACCAAAUAGUUCCAGGCUGCCGAAUGAUGGGUGCCGUGCCAAGCGACAGCGCUCGUUAGGCAUCCGCUCUCUUUCCCGCUCUCUCCUCUCUUCAUCCACAAGCGCGAGUGCCGGUUCGCUGAUUGCUCCAUGCCUCCUCUCCUGGCCCGAACAGCUUUCCGUGAGAGUGCACGCCCGAGCUCGAAGCUGCUGUACUCCCCCCCUCCCUCCCAUCUUCUCACCGCAACCGGCCCGGACGAGGCAACGGCCAUGAACGCCCGUGCACCCCCAUGUCACAUCGCCCACUGGUAGUGUGGUUCGAGACGCGUGACUUGACGCAACAACCUGCUCCCGGUAAUCCCAGUUGAACGACCAUCCUGCAUCGGGCGAAUACACCGAGGAAGCAAGCAAAUGCAACGAUUCUCUGACGGCUGAGAAACGAAGUCACUCCGCUCAAAUUCCUUAUCAGACGCGGGCCCUAGGAUCUAUUGGGAUUGAACCGAUGCACUAUUGGAACACGCAAGACGCAUACAUCCUCACCUAUGCAGUGAAGGAUGUCCAGAUGGAGAUCCACAUGUCCAUGACCGGACUGUGGGACACUGGGCCAUUCUCUUCUUUCCGGGUCCCGUUGGGCUCCAACCACGACCACAAACACAAAAUACUUACAACCCGCUCCUUGCUCGUCGCCAACGACAGGUCUAAGAAGUCAUCGACGAUAUGAGGAUGGGGAUUAUCGAGCAGGGAGGGGAUAUGGGAGGAUGUCUGCGCAGUCGAGGGAAGAAGUGAACCUGGUCACGAUUCGAGGGAGCCGGCAACCUUGCAUCGCCCAGACCUGUUCGCGUUGCAUCUAUGGGCAACUCGAGAACUGGGGUGUGACUAAGUUUGCGGUCAAGCUAUAUACGAAGCCAGCUCUCACACUCUUUGUUCCGCACCACCAUCUUCCUUUCUCCGCACGACCCCGUCUGCGCCAUUAAAAGCGACCGGAAUGCUCUCUGGGACGUUGCUCAUCGGCUUGUUGGCGCCUCUCCUUGCGUCGGUGAAGGCACAGGAUGGAUCCAUUUCGGGAGCCACGUCGAGCGCCUCGGCCGCCGGUUACUCCUGCGACGCAACCAAGUGCAAGCUCCCGACCUGUAAUUGCGCGAGUACGAGUCCGCCCGGAGGGCUCAAUGCCUCCGAUGUUCCGAUGUUCCUCAUCUUCACCGCCGACGACGCCAUCCAGUCGUAUACUCUCGAUUCUGUCAACCAGUUCCUCGCACAACGAAAGAAUCCUAACGGCUGCCGACCGAAAAUGACGUACUAUACCUCCCUCAACUACACUAAUUACACCCUCGUGACAGAUUGGUAUGUCGCCGGAAACGAAAUCGCGGACCACACAAUCACCCAUGUCGGAGCGCCGCCUGAGAACGAAGUGGCCGGCAAUCUGAUCGCGCUUAAUGCCUUGGCCGGGAUCCCGCUCAAGGACAUCAUCGGAUUCCGAGCCCCGUUCCUUAACUACACAGUCGACACGCUGAAGAUGCUCCACACCCUCGGCUUUACGUACGACUCCAGUGCCGCCUCGGCCAUCCCCGUGACAGCGCAGGGGACCGAUGCAUACUGGCCGUACACGCUUGACAACGGGAUGGCGAACGACUGCUUGCAGGUCGAGGGCCAGUGCAAAGGUCAGCCUGUGCUGCCUGGGUUCUGGGAAGUCCCGAUGUAUGCCACGUUCGACGAGCGAGGAGCUGCCGGCGUGCAUCUCAUGGAUCCGUACCUCGACACGGCGAAUGGCAACUCGGCGGUCAACGACACGGCGACUCUGGCCUACCUCAAGAGCACGUUCAUGGAUCACUACAACGGCCAGCGUCAACCAUUCGGGUUGUACACACAUCCGAUCCAUUUGGCAUACAACUACCCCGGAAUCCAAGCACCGAACUCCACCAUCAAUAUCGUGAACGAGUUCCUGGACUGGGCGCAGCAGCUGCAGAAUGUUUGGAUCGUUUCCACAGAACAAGUGCUGAAAUGGGUGAUGAAUCCGGUCCCGCUCUCUCAGCUCGACUCUUUCGCACCCCUGCAAUGCUCGACGCCUCAAAUCGACAACUCGACCAAGAUUUGCAACGGCAUGCCCCAACACGAACAGGGACUGAUAGAAUUGUGUGAUUUCUCGGACUUCCCGUUCUACACCUGUUACGGAUGCCCUGUGGACGAGAUCACUCCGGGAAACCCCAACCCCAGCCAGCAGAACAAGGAUGGAACGAUCCGUCACCGACUACCCAGCAACUGUUCCACCGCGUUCUGGGAUCCCAUCGCAGGAAACUGUCUGUGCAACGCCAACACCUGCGCGUUCGUCGACAACUCACGGCCGAUCGGGCCGAACGGCGCCAAUCUGACUGGCGGAGGCACCGGAGGAUCCAACACCACGACCGCCAGCGCGACCCCGUCGUACGUGCCGUUCAACGGCAAGGGCUACGCUGUGCCCCCUGGGAUCUGGGCCGCGACGCUCGUUGCCAUCCUGGGUGCCGGUGCCGGGGUGUGGGGUAUCGGAGGCUUCUGAUGAGUCAUGAGUGGAUGUUGGGAGAGCAGCACCCUCCCGGACAAUUUCGAUCUUGGACUAUCUUCAUCUCAAGCAUGCAAAUCAUUUUUGGCAUUUCCACUCAUUGUCAUUCGUAGUGUACGAUGCCUCGGCAGAUCGAUCUGUUUGUUUCUAAGUAUGCAAUGUCCCACGUGUUGCACCAGAUAUAUUAUCUGGUUUUGAGCGGUAACCCCUGGAGUACAACGAACGGCUACGUUCCACAACCACCUAGACUACUUUGUCAUUCAGUUGUUACAAGAUCCUCGACUACAACUUACAUUCAUAUUUCAAUACACUAGCGACUCCUACAGCGCCUCUAGAAUCACCUUCACACCCCAGGCUCCGGGAUCAGCCACCUGCUCCCGGCUGAGCAUCCCGGCAUCGACAUACGCGCUGCGCCCAGCCUUCGCCUCGACGUCCUUCGUGUGCGCGGCGGCUUCCGCAGCCGCCUUCACUGCGCCGGAAAAGCCGUCCGGGAACGCGUUGACGAACGCAGCGAGCGGGUCGACCAAGGUACGAGACGGCGGCCGUGCGCGGGUGUACGUGUAGAGCUUGGCAAGCGCGCUGGCCAGUGCUCGUUCCCACAUUUCGGGAGCCGAGUUCUGGGCGUGAGUCUGGAUUCCCUGGGCGAGGGCGGAGAGGUAGAUCCUGGAGAGCUUAGCGGUGAGACAGUCGACGACGCGUGGGGACUGCUCACGAGUAGAUGGCCCCACUGGUUCCCCCCAUCCGAGUCUCCGCGACCUUCGAGAUCGCGACGACGUCGGAGACCAGAUCCGAUCCAGCGAUGUUCCCGGCCUCGAUCUCCCUCAACACGGCCUGGGCCCCCGCCUUCAAAGUCAGGCCGCAAUCGCCGUCACCCGCGAUCGUGUCCAUGCGGGUGAUUUCCGGCUCGGAAGCAAUGAGCGCAUUGCACGCCUUCGUAAGUGAUGUGACGAGAUUCGGGACGGACACGGGGUUAGCGCUAGAAGCCUUGUUGACGGCAGAGACUGCAGAAGGCGCGAGAGGCGUUGGAGUGAUUGGAGCCGUGCCUGAGGACCACUUCCAGCCGGGGGUCUUCGCAGGCGCAUCGAGCAGCAUGAGUAGUUUAUCGACUUUCGGGGCGUCCGACUCGUCCGCUCGAGGCAGCAAAACAAGUGAAAUGAAGAAGCCUGGCAUGUUGAGACUCGUCUGGGGGAGGGGAUUAGUUCAGGAUCCAGAGAUACACCGUGCAUGUUCACCAUGAAAGUGCCGGAGAUGACUCUGCGGACGACGAUCUGCCUCUUCUGCAGCUCCUCGUAAGCAGCGCGGACGACCCCACCCAGCUCGAGCUCGCUCAUCCCACCAAGAUUGUUCACCAGCAACACCACCUCGUCCUUUCCGUCGUUCUGAAAUGGCAGGUACGCCCGCUCUGGAUCUGUCGUGAGAGUGAUUAGGUCGAGCAGAGUCACCAUGAGCUCUGAGAGCGGUGGGAUGCACGAGAGACGCUGGUUGCCCGGCUCGUUGUGGAUCCCCAGGCCGAUCUCAAUUUCGCUUGUACCGAGGGAAUGGGAGGGUGACGCGGUGCCCGGGACCUGUUGAAGCUUGUUAGGGCACAAUAGAAUGAGCGGUAGCAGGAGGGUCGCAAUACAUGGCAAUGUUCCAGCCCGACCCCGAUCGUUCCGACACGACCCGAGACCCAUUGCGCGACGGCAUGCACCUCGUCGAGCGUCGCGCCCUCCGCCGCCAGGGCCCCAGCUAUCUUAUACACCAGCACGACGCCCGCAAGGCCACGGCGGCCGACGAGCCCACCCUGUGUUCUGCCUACGGCCACAUCGUCGCCGACUACGAUAAACUUGACGCGAUCCGACUUGUCUGCGUGCUCCGCGGCGUACUGUUCCGCCGCGAGCCCGAAGUUGAGAACGUCGCCGGUGUAGUUCCUAGCGAUGACGAUUGGCUGGAUGCAAUCUUGCACGCUACUGGAGGAUGGGAAUCACUGCUCACUUGACCAGAAUCAAGGUUCUUCGAACGAAUGAGAACGCCAAGUGCCCCAAGAUGUGUUGAUCGAGAACUUACCCCGCGUCGUUCUCGACCAGAUCCAUCCCGCGCCGCACUUGCGCCGCGUUGGGGGAAGCGAACACGUGGCCGCAGACCGCGGCGCUGAGCAUCCCCUCGCCUGGUCCGCAUCGUGAGCUGCUGCGUCGAGACAGCGUCUAGGGUAUCGCGAACCGACGAAUCCAGCAUGCGAAGGCUCAUGGCCGGAGCCGCCGCCGCAGAUGAGCGCGACUUUGGAGCGGUCCCGGUGGGAGUUGUAGACGACUGCCGCCGUCGCGUGUGAGACUGCGGGCCACCUCAAGGCCAGCCAAGGAAUCGAUGACAAGAGAUUCAGGGUCGUUCAGGAGAUGCUUCUGGAGCGCCAUCAUGAUUGUCGACCAAAGGGAAAGAGCAGAAUGGUGCGGAGAUACGAUGAUCACGGUUUGCUCGAACUUUGGCGCCUGGAACUCCGGCUUAGGGGACGGUUUCCAGCACGUGACACACGUGACGCACUCACUCUGUCACGCUAAGCGCGACCAGCACCCACCCACCCGCUGGUCACACAUUCGCACACUGAUUCAGUGGAAAAAUAAUCUCAUUACAAUUUCAUAAUCUUCGUACUGUGCUCAUGCGGCUACUUUUUCUGUGCUCGUAGCGGCGCUUGGCUGCAUACUCCUCGAGCGCACUGGCUCGCUCGCCCAGCCCGCAACGUACGCGGCGACCUCGAGCGCGAAGAGCACCCAGAACGCGAUCGUGAUUCCGCGGGGCACGAGCGUCCCGGCGUCAGCGACGCGGUUCCACUCGUCCAUCCCCGUCUUCAUCCCCGCGUAGAGCAGCGCGGUCAUCGCGAUCCCGCAGAAGACGUGGACAUGGCGCAGCGCGUGCUUCUGCACCGUGAUGGUCGGGAACGCGCUGCCCGGCUUGCUGUACCCCGCCGAGUGCGUGUAGUGCGCGACGACGCCGAGGAUGAACUGCAGCAGGAACAGGAUGAAGAUGGACAGGCCGAUGUCGUGGUGCGGGUCCUUGCGCGACCCGACGAACUGGUUCGGGUGCGCGCCGCUGUCGACUGCGGCGGUGCCGACGAUGAACACGAUGAUGACGCAUACGGCCGUGAGCGUCUGGAGUACGAGGUGCCCUUUGAACCACCAUUGGCGGUCGCGGAAGAAGCGGCCGAUGAGGACCGCUGCGGGCGCGGUGAACAACACCGCGAUGGAAGCGAAUACAGCUGAGCAGGUCGAUCAGCCGGAGGCCGGAGCUCUAUGGAAGCCAUGCGCACCGUGAGCGAUGAUCAUCUGGUCAUGGUAGGUAAACAUGUUCGUGGUCGUUGGCAGCUGAAGGGCGGGGGGAAGGGCAGAGAGGGAAAACCUGCUUCAAGCGCUGAAUCCGGGAACCCCACUUAUAUUACUGUACGAAACCAUCCGGCUUCUGUCGGUGGGAUAGAACUGCCAUUAGGAUACUUCCGGGCCCGUUUCGCGAUACUUAUUCCCGCACAGGGAAGUAAUUCGCUCUCCCAGAUGAAUCGACACGGAUCUAACGACGAUGCCAUGCCACUCAGCCAAGCUUUAUGGGCGCUCGAGCUCACAACGGCUUGCAAACACUGUCGCCCGGCGACAAAUUCAUAGACGAGGAAAAUUUUGUCGCUGUCAGUCAGAUGUGCUUAUCAGAUUUCGGCUAUCGGUUUAUCUGAUAGUCGGUGACAUGAGGUCGAAGAAAGGGCGAGACCGCCGCAUCUGGUCCCACGUUGUCGUUGGAGCCUGCAGUCCGCCAAAAACCUCCGAGAACGGUAUUGCAAUUUGCCUAGUCCACGCCCGACAGAUAUAUAACCCGGCGCGCCUUUUACACUACCUGAGUAGUGGAAAAGGAGAAUCCACGGGGGUCAAGUGGACAUUAGGUUGCCAUGCAAUCAGUUUACCAAAGUCCCGCAUAAUGGCCGUUCGAUAGUAAUCUCAUCUCCGUUUAUCAGAUAUUGCGCCGUAAGCUUCUUCUAUCAGAUUAGAUGAGAUUCUCCA